AUGCCUGGCAAAGCUGGUCAGGCGCCACUGCCACCAUGGGGUAAUGCACUGGCUGGAGCUACAGGAGCUGUCUUAGCCAACGCAAUUGUCUACCCUCUUGACAUAGUCAAGACACGCUUACAGGUCCAGGUGAAACGAAAUCCAGCAGAUCCAGCCCCUCUUACUACCAAUGACGUGCAUUACACAUCAGCCCUCGAUGCUAUCCGAAAGAUCGUUGAUGACGAAGGGGUCUUCGGGCUCUACUCGGGGAUCAACGGGUCACUGAUCGGGGUCGCAUCCACAAACUUUGCCUACUUCUAUUGGUAUUCUGUCGUCCGAACGCUCUAUAUAUCCUCUCGAAACCUUGCCAAGCCUCCAAAUUCCGCAACAGAGCUCUCAUUGGGUGCUGUUGCUGGGGCUGUCGCUCAGGUAUUUACCAUACCAGUAUCUGUAGUCACGACGCGUCAGCAAACGCAGCCAAAGGGCGAUAAGAAGGGCCUAAUAGACACUGGACGGGAGGUGGUAAAUAGCGAGGAUGGUUGGACGGGUCUGUGGAGGGGCCUGAAAGCGAGCUUGGUGCUGGUGGUGAAUCCCGCGAUUACAUACGGUGCAUACCAGAGAUUAAAGGAGCUAUUCUUCCCUGGAAAGACUCAUCUAAGGCCAUGGGAGUCAUUCUUCUUGGGCGCCGCGUCAAAGGCGUUGGCAACUAUAGCCACACAACCGCUGAUUGUUGCCAAAGUAGGCCUCCAGUCGCAACCACCGCCAGCCAGGGAAGGCAAACGAUUCAAGAGCUUCAUUGAAGUCAUGUCUUACAUCAUUGAACAUGAAGGGCCUUUGGCGUUGUUCAAAGGCAUUGCUCCGCAGAUCACCAAGGGAAUCCUCGUACAGGGUUUGCUCAUGAUGACAAAGGAAAGAAUGGAGAUUUUGUUCAUCGUCCUCUUCGCAUACCUGCGUAGAUUAAGGUCGCAAAGGCUACUGAUGGCAGCCGAAGCCGCUGCAUCCAAAGCCAAGGAACUCCUACCUCUCGAUCAAUCAAAGCAAGCUUUGCCCGCACUCAUCAAGUGA
This is a messenger RNA of Letharia columbiana, 1044 nucleotides long. RefSeq lists its product as uncharacterized. NCBI's taxonomy places the organism in Eukaryota, Fungi, Ascomycota, Lecanoromycetes, Lecanorales, Parmeliaceae. Gene Ontology annotation, biological process: transmembrane transport. The transcript is spliced from 4 exons. The record is from RefSeq and is a predicted model, not a curated record. The coding region runs from base 1 to 1044 and encodes 347 amino acids.